Molecule: messenger RNA, 2193 nt
Organism: Spodoptera frugiperda (fall armyworm)
Lineage: Eukaryota; Metazoa; Arthropoda; Insecta; Lepidoptera; Noctuidae
Exons: 4
Coding region: 190-654 (154 amino acids)
Source: RefSeq, a predicted model, not a curated record
AGAUUGUCACUCCUGUCAAUGCUUCAUUGUUGUCAUUCCAUUGAUAAAAAAAAAAUUGAUCGGGUAGCAGGCAGGCGACAAGAGUGAGCGCGAGUGCGGAUAACUUAAACAGAAUUAUUGAUUUUCGUUAAAAUAUAACGUGUUACAAGAAUCAACGGAGUGAAAGUGUUUGUAUAAUUUCGCGUCUCGAUGUCCACACAGUCUAAAACAAUGCCGAUGAUAGAUCUUAAAAUGUAUGUGAGAGUAGUCGCUGCCGUGUUUUCUAUAUCAUCGGCAACAGCAUUUGUGCUAGCACUAAUGCGCCUCCUCAACCCAGACCUAUUUUACCUAGAUCCUUUAGAAGGAAAUGAUAUAGGUAAUAAUGCACUAGGCAUCCACUACUUCAUAUCAGGUCUAAUGAUAGUGACCAGUGGCAUAGGUUUCUUGAACAGCUGUGUGGUGAUGAACCGCAGUUCCAGUCAGAAUACAGGUCGGAAUAUCACCACCUGGUUGUUGCUGGACUCCCUGUUUGAAACUACGAGGGUUGUGUACGUGUUCGUCUGCGAAAUCAUGCUGAAAGGGAAGGGUCCAAUGCAAUUAUACGAGUUGUUGAUCAGCGCUGCGCAAUACCUGUUGGACAGCUUUCUCUACUGUCAGAUGAUACUGCGACACUAGUAUAAGGAGAUUAUCCUUAAGUUAGGCGUUAUGUAGUUGUCAUCCAUAGGAUGAACUCUUCCGCCCCAGAGGCUGAUAAAAUAAUGCAUUUGUUUUACAAGAAUUGUAUGAUAAUCUUGUAAAUGUUUGAAUGCGUUUGGGAGAAGUUGGUUUCUCUUGUAUAAGCGAUCGUUUUUGUUGUUUAUUUUGAUUGUAAAGUUCGCAUUGCUUGGGUGUAAAAUAGCCUGAUACCCAAGACCAUAUAAUAAAGGUGUUAUAGUUUCAAGUAUUGCAUGUUUGCACAUCCAGGCAAUGCUGACUCAAAGGACCUUGUCCGCAUGUAUUAUAUAUAAAAAAAAAACAUUCCAUUGUAGCUGUGAUUAUCGAAUAUUACGAAUUAAAUUGGUAAGAAUCAUCUGAUUAUAAUAUUAGGUUCAGCCUUAUAGCAUUAAUUUAGGCAAAAGGAAAAAUGUAUGCUUUGAAAUCCCAAAACUGUAUUACUUUGAUCUCAUGUCACUUCUCGCCGUACGAAAUGAAAGGUUUUGUAUCAGAGACAAUAAAUUGUAAAUGUAAUGUUAGCCUUACCUAAACAUUCUGUACUGUAACCUGCCUUGCCUGUGUACAUUCUUCUAGCUAAAGUCUAGCCCUAAGUAGAACGAACUAGUAUUAUCUUGAUUUAAGAAUUAGCCUAUGUUUACAUGGGAAGCGUUAAACGCGCGUUUUGGGAACGAUGCAUUUUAUUCGGGCCGCAAGCCACAAAAUUUUAUAUGUGUAGUAAAAUUUAUGCAGUUGUAAACGCGGUUAACGCUUGCCAUAUAAACAUAGGCUUAGAUAAAACUAAACUAAUUUACAUGGUCAGACGUGAAUUCCUAACUAACAUAACAAGUUCUAUGACAUAUGAAGUAACUAAUCUCUUUCUUACAUUUAAUCGUAUCAUUCUUAUUGUUGCUUUCAUAUUUUCCUGUGGCCAGUAGGUCAACGUACUCCAAACUGUCAAAUAUUUUCAUUGUAUUUUCGUCUUUAUUUCAAAACAAUAAAGCUGAAGAUCUAAUGUAGAAACUUUACAGAAAGUUGUAAAAAAAAAGAAUCUGAAUACUGUUAUUGCAAUAAUUUUCCGCGUCUGACCAGUAGUAUCUUCUUCCCACCGAUUUUUAUACCUUUGUUCCUCUCCUAAUAUUAAAUAUCUCACGUACGAGUAUUAUUUUUAGCUCCUAACCUGUUUAAGUCUUUUUUUAUAAUAUAAGUUUAUGAAUCUUCUUUAGCUGUGAUUUUUCGGUUGUUAUAUUAAGUUUCGGUUUGUUGUGGAAAAAUGCAAGUUUUUUUUAUAUAAAAGAGGCUAUUAUGGAUUUGUAAGAAAUACUAGUCAAAUUAGAGAUUAUUUUAAAGAAACGUACCUAAAUUGUUAAUCGUUUUGAGAUUUAAAGAAACUAAAAGUUAAUUAAUUUCUAUUGGUUAAGUACCCAAUCAUGUUUGUGAACGUGUAUAUAGUUGUACAGAUGCAGUCUUGACCGAUUUGUAACUUCGUUGAACGAGUAAAUAAAAUACAGGUUUUAUAAUGAA